UAAAGAGGAGAAAAAGAAUCUGCACGUGCUCAGAAACCAUUUUCUGUUAUUGCAACUCUGUAGGAGGUUGAGAAAAAAAAAUCAGGAAAAGUGUGGAAGACAUUAAGCGAAGCAGCGCUGAUCUUCAUUUCAACCUUUAAAGGCAUUUUUUUCAAGGCUUUUACAGCCCUCUUGUUUUGUAUUGGUUAAGCAGAACUGCUGUGAACUGUUUCCUCUUUUGGAGCAGAUACUUCAUGACUCACAAAAUAAAGUACAAGGGAAGAAGGGAGGAACACUUGAAAACGAAAGCGCUUUUAUUGGGGGCUUGCGAAGGGCAACGCUUUACCCAUCUGUUUACAAAUUCAGGACAAAUUUACUUUCAGACUCCCAUUUUUUGCCACAAAAAGGUCAGAUAUAAUCUAUUAUAACUGACAUGAACAACACUGUGAGAGAAGAGCUUUACAAAACAUUGUGUGACCUCCUUGAGAAGCAAUUUAAGGAUUUUAAAUGGUGGCUAAAGGGUAUUGACUACAAUGAAAAGCCAAACAUUGUUACAGCUUCUUUGGAGAAAGCUAAUCAGCAAGAAGUUGUAGAUCUCCUGAUUCACUAUUAUGGAGAAGACGCUCCAAAGGUGUGCAUUCGUGUCCUUCAAAAAAGCAACAUAAAUGAUGUUGCUAGAAAACUUGAGGAAACUUUACAGAAAGAUGUUGAUGCUCACCAAUUGCCAGAUUCAUCAGACCAUGGGUCCUCAAAUUACAGUCCACGGGCCAGCUAUGACCCACUGAAGCCAUUAAUCCAGCCCAUGCAGGACCACGAGGCUGCCCCGUCCACAUCACUCAACCCACCCACUGGCCCCCACCAUUCGGCCAUGUUCAGGACUGACCUUUGUGAGCAGGAAUUAGAAGGUAAGGUGAAGAGCUACUGGAGGUUGGGGGAGGGGAAGGCCAAAAACAAGACUAUUUUGUGCUGGCAGAAGGCUUCUGGAGGCCAGGAAGGCCAAAAAGUCCCAGCAUUGCAGCCUGUGUGGCAUCCCUUUCAUUGGGACUGCCCCUACCCCGCCCCACAUGGGAAAGCCAUAGCUGGCAGCAUUGCCAAACUCUGGAAUGAGAUGGGAAUGAGAAGGAGGCAGGCAGGGGAUUUCCACUUAGCGCCGCAAUGAGACAGACUGGAAGAGGGGCUCCCAAGGGCUCCUGUGAAAUCCAGGGCUGACAAACCAUUGCCGGGGGGGGGGGGGCGUUCUUUUAGACCAGAGCCUUCUUGAACAAAAGUUGAAAAAAGAGCUGCGUCUCGAAGAGCCAAGAGGGAAGAAACUGGUUCCU
Messenger RNA from Thamnophis elegans (Western terrestrial garter snake), 1298 nucleotides. RefSeq lists its product as uncharacterized. The record is from RefSeq and is a predicted model, not a curated record. NCBI's taxonomy places the organism in Eukaryota, Metazoa, Chordata, Lepidosauria, Squamata, Natricidae. The transcript has 4 exons. Bases 413 to 1138 code for a protein of 241 amino acids.